CUCUAUAUUAACUCUUUGUUUGUAUCUCUUUCAACCCCACUACCCCUCAAAGGUAGUAGAGUAGGGGGUUUACCAGCAUCACCAACAAGGUAGCCAGCCAGCCAACCAGUGUUAGAAAAGAAAGACAUAAUGAGAGUAGAAAUAAAAACAAAAGGUGGUAGAUGCAUGAGUAACAACAACAACUACUUCUACAAACACAAUCUCCACCUCUUUCUCUCUCUUUUUCUACCACACCCUCUUUACAAUCUCCUUUCUCAACCCUUUUCAACUUGAAAAAAAUCCCUUCUUUUUUUCACCUAAAUCCCCAUUUCAAGAUUCUUGAUUUUCAACCACUUUUCCUCUUCUUCUUGUAGUUUUAAGGCAUAAUUUGGUGAGCUAUGGUGAGCAUCCGAAGGCGCAAGCUGUUAGGACUUUGCUCUGGACGAAGUGCCUUCUUGGUUCCACUGCCAAAGUUCUCUGGGAAUGGGCACUUUGCCGAACAUCGUUUCUUCAACAACAGACCCACUAGUGUACAUCCAAUGCCAUCAACUGAUAUUGAUGAGUCAAAAGAGAAAAUUGCUAUAAAGGUUGUUCCUGGAUCAUCGAAUAGUCAUGCCUCUGGCUCCUUGAUGGAGCAGACCGCUCAACAAUUUCCAGAAGUUAAACGCAGAAAGCGACACAGGAGAAAGCACUUUGAAAACCAAGAACCAUGUCUCAUGAGAGGUGUCUACUUUAAAAAUAUGAAAUGGCAAGCUGCAAUAAAAGUUGAUAAAAAACAAAUCCACUUGGGUACAGUUGGCACUCAAGAAGAAGCUGCUAGACUAUAUGACAGGGCUGCUUUUAUGUGUGGGAGGGAACCAAAUUUUGAGCUUUCCGAGGAAGAGAAGCAGGAACUAAGACAAUUCAAAUGGGACGACUUUUUGGCAUUUACACGCUCUGCGAUUACUAAUAAGAAAACUCGAAGAAGAAGUGGGGCUGGUGCACGGAGGAAAUCCGAGCCUUUAACUUCAGCACUGAACAGUGAGGAGGAUGAGGAAGAGGAGGGAGGGGAGCCGGAAAGCAACAGUUUUUCAGCGUCUGAAGAUAUAGAUCACGACAUAUUGUUCUCUUGAUCCCCUCUUCUCCCCUCCAUUUUGUGCAUGCCGAAAAAAAUAGUUCUACUGAUUCUGUUAAGCUGUUCAGCCACGUAUUUACAACUCGAUGGUAUUCGUAUAGUUUACACAAAUAUAGAUGCCCCUAUUAGGGUGGAUGAUGAUACAUUAUCUUUCUAUUGGCAAAGUUAAUUGAAUUUGAUAACAAGUAUGUUAUUGUGCAUGCCUCAAGACCUAUUGUCAUGCUUGAUGACCUUUGACAUAUGAAAGUGACUUUGAUCAGCA
Messenger RNA from Solanum tuberosum (potato), 1355 nucleotides. RefSeq names its product ethylene-responsive transcription factor-like protein At4g13040. Gene Ontology annotation, molecular function: DNA binding; DNA-binding transcription factor activity. Gene Ontology annotation, biological process: regulation of DNA-templated transcription. The record is from RefSeq and is a predicted model, not a curated record. Bases 378 to 1091 code for a protein of 237 amino acids. Lineage: Eukaryota; Viridiplantae; Streptophyta; Magnoliopsida; Solanales; Solanaceae. The transcript is spliced from 7 exons.